Cyprinodon tularosa is the source of this 2161-nucleotide messenger RNA. It is a transcript of the gene tdp1, whose product is annotated as tyrosyl-DNA phosphodiesterase 1. The record is from RefSeq and is a predicted model, not a curated record. Gene Ontology annotation, cellular component: nucleus. Gene Ontology annotation, biological process: double-strand break repair; single strand break repair. The coding region runs from base 205 to 2034 and encodes 609 amino acids. Gene Ontology annotation, molecular function: double-stranded DNA binding; 3'-tyrosyl-DNA phosphodiesterase activity; single-stranded DNA binding. Lineage: Eukaryota; Metazoa; Chordata; Actinopteri; Cyprinodontiformes; Cyprinodontidae. The transcript has 16 exons.
UCCGUUUCAAAGACCGCCUCCUGAUUUUCUGCAGUUUCUCCUAAAGUUGAUCUUUAAAACAAAGUUUGGCAGCUAUCAGUGAACGGCUUUAUUUGUGUCCAGCAUAGUGAGCCAGAUUCACUUCUCUGUUUUCUGAUUUGGUCAGAAAAACGCGACCAGCCGCAGCUCCAGGCCCCUGUUCCUGCUCGCUGUGUCCUUCCAGGCAUGUCUCAGGCCAGUCUGCAUGGCAGGUGGACUGUCUCUAGCAGCGAUGAUGAUGAUGAUGAAGACAUUCCUCCUUCAGGGACUACUGCACCCAAGCCCCGCAGGUCUCCCUCUCCAGUACCAGAGCCAACUCCUCUGGAGGUGAAAGCAGAACCAGUCAGAACGCCAGUAUCCUCCUCACUCACUAUUGGCUCUGAAGCCAGACAGUCAGCAGCGAGGAACCAGUUAAACCCAGUAAAGUUUGAAAACAGCCCAUCGCUGGCUGGGAAGCGGAAGAAGGAGGCCUCUGAUGGUUCCGGUUGGGCUCUCUCAGACAGUGACGAAGAUGAUGAGGUGAAGAAUGACAGGCAGGUUAAUCCGCCAAAGCAGGCGCCUCCAAACGGUGAAAGAAAAAAAGCCAAGAUGGAGAGCGAGCGUCCGCCGAGUCCCCACGGCCGACUGUACUACAUCGACGAGCCGGACAACUUCUUCGAGUCUUCUGUUCCCUGCCUGAAUGACACCUACAGAUUUUACCUGAACAAAGUCACAGGGCUGGACAGGAAGUACAACAGUGGAGCUCUGCACAUCAGAGACAUCCUGUCCCCGUUAUUUGGCACCCUAAAAGAGUCCGUUCAGUUUAACUAUUGCUUUGAUAUUCCCUGGAUGGUAAAGCAGUUCCCACCAGAGUUCAGGCAUUGUCCGGUUCUGAUCGUCCAUGGAGAUAAAAGGGAGGCCAAAGCACGGCUGCUUCAGCAGGGCCAGCCUUUUCCACAUGUUCGUUUCUGCCAGGCUAAACUGGACAUUGCUUUUGGGACUCACCACACGAAGAUGAUGCUGCUGUGGUAUGAGGAAGGCUUCAGAGUGGUCAUCCUCACCUCCAACCUCAUCAGAGCUGACUGGUACCAGAAGACCCAAGGGAUGUGGAUGAGCCCUCUGUUUCCACGGUUACCUGAGGGGAGCAGCGCAAGUUCGGGGGAGUCGCCCACCUUCUUUAAGCGGGACCUGCUGGAGUACCUAGCAUCAUACCGCGCUCCAGAACUGGAAGAUUGGAUCCAGCGGAUCAAGGAGCACGACCUGUCGGAGACUAGAGUUUAUUUGGUCGCCUCAAUGCCGGGGAGAUACGUGGGUGCAGACAUGGAGCGCUGGGGCCACCUGAGGCUCCGGAAGCUGUUGCAUGAGCACACGGAUCCUAUUCCAGGUGAAGAAAGGUGGCCUGUGAUUGGCCAGUUCUCCAGCAUCGGCUCCAUGGGGGCCGAUAAGACCAAAUGGCUGGCAGGGGAAUUUCAGCGCACUCUGACCACACUGGGAAAGUCCUCCCUCCGUCCAGACCCUCCCAUGUAUUUGCUGUACCCAUCAGUGGAAGAUGUGAGGCUGAGUUUAGAGGGUUACCCUGCUGGAGGUUCUCUUCCCUACAGCAUCCAGACGGCUCAGAAACAGAUCUGGCUCCACUCAUACUUCCACCGCUGGAAGGCAGGCCGGACAGGAAGGAGUCACGCCAUGCCGCACAUUAAAACCUACAUGAGGGUUUCACCUGAUUUCACCCAGCUUGCCUGGUUCCUCGUCACAAGUGCCAACCUGUCUAAGGCAGCAUGGGGGGCACUAGAGAAGAACAACACUCAGAUAAUGGUGCGGUCAUACGAGCUGGGGGUGCUCUACGUCCCAUCAGCAUUUAACAUGAAGACAUUCCCCGUUGAUACCAACCCGUUUCCCGCCUCCUCCCCUACAUCCGGUUUCCCGGUACCCUUUGACCUCCCCCCUACCAGCUACACAUCAAAAGACCAGCCGUGGAUCUGGAACAUCCCCUACAGCCAGGAGCCGGACACCCACGGCAAUAUCUGGGUUCCCUCUUAGAAACACGCCUGUACCCAAACUGUUGGUACCUGAUAGCCCCCUCUGUAGCCAUUAGCUGAACAUAAGCUAUUUUUAUACUCUACUCUAGACUCCCAUUUUCACUAAAUAAAUAAAUAAAAUCAUUUUU